UACCGUUGAGAACGAUUGAUAUCAGUCGCUUGUUGUGUUUGUGGGGUUUGUGUAGUAGUUUGUUUGUAACCAAAAACGCAAUACAAACUACAAGCCCAUUUCCCCUACUUUUUAACUUUCUAAUUCAGCAAUUUAUAUACUUUGAGACACGAAAAAAAAAUAAGUUAUUUAGCUCAUAGUCGAGGGUGUGACUCGGUCAAGCUGCCUAUCAAAGAGGCACCGCGGCGGGCUAUGUACCAGCGAAAGCCAGUGACAAAGAAAAAAACGGAGAAGAUUGUAAAAAGGUAGAGCAUAGAGAAACCGUGAGGGUGGAAUAAACACCCGGAGAAAGAAAACAUCCAUCCUUAUUUGAACGGCUUCAGUUUCCUCGUCAAGUAGACGAUGUGAAGGAGAAGAUUAAGGAGAGAGUGAGCGAGAGAAAAGACCCGAGAGAGAAGCCGUAGUUGAUGCUACACGACGAGAGAAUGUGCGGAAGGGGCAUGAUGUGCCAAGGGCGCGUCCAAAGCGUCGAGCUGUCAGUGAAACACGGAUCCCAGGACGAGGAGACGAAAAGGAUCUGUCACAAGGGCGGGAGGAGGCGAGGGCCCAGCGACCGUAGAGCUCCAAUCGGACGCCGCGGCCCCCACAGAUCGCGGCGCGCCCCCCUCGCCGCGCCGCUGCGGCCGGCCAACGUCCGCGGCAGGCGCGCCCCCGGCAUGCGCGCACCGCGCAACACCAACCAGUUCCUCAUGCACGAAAAGUACCAGCUCCUGCACAUGCGCUCAGACUCGGUGGGCACAGACAGCAGCUCUGACUGCGAGCUCGACCCCGCCGACAUGGACUCGUACCUCGGGGUGCUGGAGAACGCCCACGGUGCGUUGCUCGACAGCCCCGAGCUGCAGUUCACCGCCAGCGACACGAUCCACUUUUUCGGCUUCGCUGAGCUGGAGCGAGAAGACAGCAUGCAGUAUUUUCCGUCUGAGACCGACUUCAUGCAGAGUGAAGACUUCAUGCAGAGGGACUUUAAACAGUUCUGUGAUGCCGUGGCUUGUACAUGAACACUCGCCACAGGUAAAUUCACAUGAUACAUUGACCAUCAGAUCGUCGAGACAAAGAGGGCAUUUUUUGUUUUGAAUGCCAUUGUCAUGUUUUUUUUAUUAUUAUUGUUGUUAUUAUUAUUACUGUGCAUUGUUUUGUUACGGAAGUAAAGCAGUGAAGUAGGCGUGGCAGAUCAGCCAAUCAGAAUGGAGAUCACUCUGCCCCGCCUCCCAGUUGCUCAGACCACUAAGCGACUUGCUUUGAGCAUCUAAUACAUUACAAUAGAAGAAAGAAAGCCCUAUACCCUAUUGUGGUGCACUUGUUUAUGGAGUAGGGAUCCACUUGAAGUUCAGCCAUUUCCUACUGCUAAAGUGAUUUGCAAACUGAAAUAAAAAAACCCGAUGUUUUUAAGUCA
Messenger RNA from Silurus meridionalis, 1432 nucleotides. Its product is annotated as coiled-coil domain-containing glutamate-rich protein 1. The record is from RefSeq and is a predicted model, not a curated record. Lineage: Eukaryota; Metazoa; Chordata; Actinopteri; Siluriformes; Siluridae. Bases 447 to 1037 code for a protein of 196 amino acids. The transcript has a single exon.